UAGCAAAAGGGAGGCGUGGCUAUCAGUUUCUCCGGUGUCACUCAGGGAAGGGAGGAGCUGGCACGGAAAACAAAAUGCUGCAUUUUACCAUUCCCACUGUGAAAAUCGGGUAAAUCACAUUAGAAUUUGUUUUAAAAUACUAACCUGGGACAUUUCCCAUGUUAGUGUGAUCCAUGCUUUUGAUAUCUCGGCCUGGGUUUGGCGAACGAUCUCGAGGAGCACCAAUGUCGUUAGAUAUAAUGGGAAUUCUGUGGUAGGAUGAGAACUCCGGUAUCACGCUUCAGGGACGUCGAGAGGCAGGCCAACAGCCUCCAGCCCGCUCAGUGUCUUCCACCCUGUCAUGAGCGCCCAAACAACAUGUGGUUCAUUAAAGAUGCCUGCGGCAUUGUUUGCGCAGUCAUCACCUGGUUCCUCGUCUUCUUUGCCGAAUUCGUCGUGCUGUUUGUCAUGCUUAUUCCAUCGAAGAACUUGAUCUACAGCAUGUUGAACGGUGCCCUGUUCAACAGCCUGGCAUUCCUUGCCCUGGCGUCUCAUUUCAGGGCCAUGUGCACAGACCCGGGAGCUGUGCCAAAGGGAAACGCCACUAAAGAGUACAUUGAGAGCUUACAGCUGAAACCAGGGCAGGUGGUGUACAAAUGUCCCAAGUGCUGCAGUAUUAAGCCAGAUAGAGCUCACCACUGCAGUGUCUGCAAGCGCUGUAUACGCAAGAUGGACCAUCAUUGUCCUUGGGUAAACAACUGUGUCGGGGAAAGUAACCAGAAGUACUUUGUGCUUUUCACAAUGUACAUUUGUCUCAUCUCCCUGCACGCCUUAGUCAUGGUGGUCCUUCAUUUUCUCUACUGCUUUGAAGAUGACUGGACAAAGUGCAGUAGCUUCUCCCCCCCGGCCACUGUCAUCCUCCUCAUCCUCCUGUGCUUUGAGGGCCUCCUCUUCCUCAUCUUCACCUCUGUGAUGUUUGGCACCCAAGUGCAUUCCAUCUGCACCGAUGAGACGGGCAUAGAGCAGUUGAAAAAGGAAGAGAGAAGAUGGGCUAAAAAAACAAAAUGGAUGAACAUGAAGGCGGUUUUCGGACACCCCUUCUCAAUAGCAUGGUUUAGCCCAUUUUCAACGCCCGACCACGGGAAAGCUGACCCCUACCAGUAUGUGGUCUGAGUUCAGGAAGCUUUAAGCUAGGAACUGGAUGGCACUUGGACCGCCCUCAUAAUCGAAAGCCUCUGCGUCUUUGUUUGUAAUCUAGACCUGAGCGGAGCAUUUACCCGAAUCACCAAAUUUAUUAUUCUAUUUUUAGGGGAACAAAUGGUUGCGCAUCCAAUCAUUUUUGCCUGCAUUCAUCUUUAUUUAAAAAGAAAAUUGAGGCUUUACAUUUAUCAUGUCGUAAACACGGCAUCUCUGCCUGGCUAUACUAAAAUGAAGAAGAAUGAUGGUGAAGAAAUUUAUGCUAAUAUAAUCACAAUUGAUGUAAUCCUUUAGAACUGUCAAAAGUUAUGACCUUCUCUUUGAAGUACUUGGAUACUUUCUUUGAAUUUUUUUCUCCCUACUUAUAACUUGCUGCCGUAACUAAUGUAAGAGCACUGACAACCGUUCACUAAAAUGAUGUAUGUGACCCUGGACCACAAAACUAGUCAUAAGUGUCAGUUUCAACAUUUUGAAAGCUGAAUAAAUGAGCUUUUCAUUGAUGUAUGGUCUGUUAGGAUAGGACAAUAUUUGUCAGAGACACAUCUAUUUUAAAAUCUAAGAGUGCAAAAAAAAUAUAUAUUGAGAAAAUCACCUUUAAAGUUGUCCAAAUGAAGUCCUUAACAACUGCAUUCUCUCACAAAAUAUAUUUACAGUAGGAAAUGUACAAAAUAUCUUUACUUAAUAUCCUAAUGAUUUUUGGCAUAAAAGAAAAAUCUAUAAUUUUGACCCAUACAAUUUUGGCUAUUGCUAUAUACGCUUGCGAUUUAGAAUUGGUUUUGUUAUCCAGGGUCACAUUGUGCUUACAGUUAAAAGAGAUGUUUAACAUAAAUCUCUUGGCUGUGCAGCAGAACAGUGUAAACAAUAAAGCAAGCUUAAUAGGGGUGUAAAUGUUUUUGCUGACAAUGCUUGGAUUCAAUUGUAAGUCUUUACACCAAUAUUGACUUGGUAAAAUAUGGUUAAGAUCUUGAUAAUAUAUACGGUUUUACUAGAUAAUGUUGAUUAAUAAUUUUUUUAAUGUUCUAUAAUGUCCACAUAAUGAUACACCAGUUUUUAUUUAAAGGGGACAUAUCAUAAAAAUCUGACUUUUUCCAUGUUUAAGUGCUAUAAUUGGGUCCCCCUUCUAUAAAUCUAGAAAAUCUGAAAAAGAACAACCCAGUACUUUUGGUAAACCAUUCUCUGUGCAAGCAUAUUAAAAAAUAGGUCAUUGAAAAUUGGCUCCCCUUGUGAUAUCAGAAGGGGAUAAUACCGCCCCUUAAUCUGCACUAUCCAACGUCACUGCCAUUUAGUGCAGAGAUCAGCUCAUUUGCAUUUUAAAGGACACACCCAAAACAACACAUUUUGCUUAAACACAUUUUCACCUACAAUGUGGCAAUUUUAACGUGCUAUAAUAAGUUAUCUAUAUGGUAUUUUGAGCUAAAACUUCACAUAUGUACUCUGGAGACGCCAAAGAUUUAUUUUACAUCUUAAAAAAGUCUUCUGAAAUGUCCCCUUUAAACAAGAAUUGCAUUUUGGAAAAUAUUUAAAUCUAUUAUUAAAUUGCGUAAUCAAUGCAUUAAAUUUUUACACCCCUAAAGCUUUACAGUAUAUUACACAUUUUACAAAAACGUGCUUUAAAUUAGUUUGGGCGCCUUUGCAACUAUACAAAUAAUUUUAUGGGGAACACAUUGCUAAAUGCAUUAGCUAACAUGUACUUACAAUAUAGUUUUUCAGCAUUUAUUAAUAUUUGUUAAUAUUAUUUAAUGACAAUUAAUAAUGUUAGAUCAUUGAGCAGUAACAGCGACAACUUUAAAUUAUAAAAAUGUAUUAGUAAAUGCUGAAAUUAACUAACAAUGAACAUACGGGUGAUUCUCACGAAAACUUGGUUUUAAAAAUGUCAAGCAUGAAAAUGUUAAAAUUGCUUAAAUUUACUUUUUUUCCCACCAGACAUUGAAAAACAAAGUCUGGAGUAAAUGGGAACAUUAAUUUAAAAACUUUUACUUAUCAUUUAACACUUUUUGUAACAUAAUUUAAAAAAUUAGUCCUAAAAAAUCUCAUUACCGCAACAGUCAGAAAACAUCAACACUGACAUAUUUUCAAAAUGACAUGACAAACCUGAAAGAACAUAAUUUGGAGAUUCUGCACAUUUAAAAUCAAAGUAUUAUGCUUCUAUUAAUUAAAUUAACAUUUAAUAAGCAUCUGUUGCGGUAAUGAUAAUCAAAAUGUGUAAGCAUUCUGACAAGACAAUAUUUCAAAUUAACUGUAAAAAAAUGAUCUUACCUGAUAGCCAUCUUGAAGUAACUGGUCCAUGUGCUUGGUCACUCAAAAUCAAACUUUAUUAAAAUUCUGUAUGUGUGCUUAAACUGUUCUCAAAAAGUGUUGCAGAGGAUGAGAACAUCAGGCAUGGACACAUCAUUUUCCUAAUUGUUCUUCAUUAUUAUUAUAAUACAUGAAUAUUCAGUAAAUAUUUUUUCUGUCAUCUAAAGUAGUCUAGCAAAACAUCCAUUUAUUUGUUUUCUUAAUAUUUUUGUGUUAAUUUGAUUAAAUUACAACAUAACGCAUGUUCAAACACAGCCGGACACAUUGCGGUAAUGAGAAUUUCAGCAGAAAAUGAGAUAAAAUUUACAAUUAUAAAUUCUUAUGUUGAAAUCACACAUUGUGCAAGGAAGAACACAGUAUUGUGUUAAUUCUGAUGCUUUUUAAUGUUACUAUAUUACACAUUUUAAAGCUAAAAUCAUUAGUGUCGUGGUGUUUCAAUGGUUUCGUGAGAAUCACCCAUACAGCAUUUUUUAAUCUUAGUUCAUGUUAGCUAUUGCAUUAACUAAUGGUAACAAAUACAACCUUACUGUAAAGUGUUAACAUUUUAUGUGAUAACUUAAAAAUGGCUGUCAAUUUAAAAAAAAAUGUUUAUGAUACUGUUUUUUGUAUGUUUAGGGUUUGUUUACUUUUUUUUAGUACACUUGGUUUUGAAGGAAUGAUGGGAAAGUUUGGGAAUGUAGGAAUUUGACUUUAAUAUAUAACUACAUCUACAUACAGUAUACAAACAUAUGUAAUAUAUUAUCUGGCUUAGUACAUGACAGAUAUAAAGUGUUUUUGGAAUGCCGUUCCAAACCAUUGUUGCCAUUGUUUGGGUUGGUUUCAUGUUUUCCAUUUUAUUAAUGUAAAUAUUUAUAUGAAUGUAAGAAAUGUGCUUUACUUUUUUGUGUGUGUGCAUGGGUGUGUGUGAAAAAGACAAUCAUUCUUUCUUUUGACAAAGGGUGAAUUAAAAACGUGAAAAGCCUUGGGUGUUGAA
Messenger RNA from Misgurnus anguillicaudatus (oriental weatherfish), 4444 nucleotides. RefSeq names its product zDHHC palmitoyltransferase 3a (gene zdhhc3a). Gene Ontology annotation, molecular function: palmitoyltransferase activity. NCBI's taxonomy places the organism in Eukaryota, Metazoa, Chordata, Actinopteri, Cypriniformes, Cobitidae. The record is from RefSeq and is a predicted model, not a curated record.